Molecule: messenger RNA, 3584 nt
Organism: Nomia melanderi (Alkali bee)
Lineage: Eukaryota; Metazoa; Arthropoda; Insecta; Hymenoptera; Halictidae
Molecular function (GO): zinc ion binding
Source: RefSeq, a predicted model, not a curated record
UCUGGAAAUACUAUUAUCAGUGCUAGAUUUGAUGAGAAAGACGAGAACGUCAAUUUGCAGCGUAGAUAAAGUGUAUUGUGGUAAUUAAAUGUGUAACUCGAUGACAGUUUAUUUAUAGUUUUUCUCCGUCAGUGUCAUGUUAAAAUGCUCAAAACUUUCCUAAUGUAAUUUCUCUUCGAUGUCAGUAUUUAUAGGAAACGAAGUGUUAAUGACAACUGACGGAUUGUUAAAUUGUUGUGUAGGUGGCUGCAACUGCACUUGGACUGUCUCAUUAUAUAUCUUGUGUACGACUGUGUAAAAGCAGUCAGUUUUAUAUAUAGCAAUCAUGAAUCAAAUGAUUGCUUUAAGUACACAAAAUCCAUUGUCUCUAUUGGUCAAAUUUGGGAUGAUGGCAUGGAAUGACACAUGUGGGAACGAAAAUUGUUCUGGACAUGGUGAAUGCCAUAAUGGUACUUGUUUGUGCGAGAUCCAGUUCGAUGGAUUAGAAUGUCACGUUCCAAAUUUAAGUUAUUAUAUUGCAUUUGCAACUAUAUUUUUUAUGUUGGCAUUCAUUUGCCUAAUACAACUCAUCAUGUGUAUUGUUGCUGAAUGGCAGAAAAUGAAAGCACCAUCUUUUGUUAGAGCAUGUAGAGUCACUACCCAGAAAGUUUUGUAUUUUAUUGUUUUUUUGGCAUCGUUAAUUCGAGGAGCGUAUUUCACAUCUCCUAAUGCGUUCAAGGAAGGAUGGUCUCGAAGUUUAUUAUCUGCAUAUUAUCCACUUGUUUUAAGUGGAUCAUCAUUAAUUGUUUGUUUUUGGGCAGAAGUGUUUCAUUUGAGAGACAUGUCAUGGGACAAGCCACAGUUUCUUUCAAAAUCGUUUGUGGGUUUUGUAGUAUUUAAUGUAUUAACAUAUUCUCUGCUCUUGGCAGAAUUUAUUACUGCUCAGAUAUAUUCUCAGGAGGAUCAGAGUUUCUACACACACAUUUUUAAUGGAUGUUAUGCAGUGCUCUUGUUUAUUGUUGUCAUCUUUUUCUUAAUUUACGGGGUAGAGGUUUUCUUUAAGAUUCGAGGUGGAUUUUUGAUUGAUUGUCAGGGAGCUAGAGUUGUAAACAAACGCACAGUCUCUGAUUUAAAAGUUAAUCCUGAAGAACAAGUUACCACAAAAUUAUUUGAUCCCAUUCCCAGUACAUCCCAAUCACUGCAAGUACAAGAACAGAUAAAUAUUUCUCAACUGCAUCAGUCUCGUGUUGGAUUACUAUCGCAAGCUUUUAUGCUUUUCAUUAUAGUUGGAUUCUUAUGUAGCGAAACAUUUAGCGAAUUUUGGAAGACUAAGGUUCCUUUGUACAGCAGGAAUUGGCAUGACGUUGUUUUCCGAGUUAUCGAAGUGGGAGUAGUAUUGUGGUUUCCAUGUGUGUUAUGGAAUUGUUUUAGCCCAGAACAGUUAUGGAUAUUAAAUCCAAAGCGUAUAUUCAAAAGACUAGAUCAGUCUAAAUACGUGAAGGAAAUUGAAGACAAAAGCGGAGAACAGGAUGCUGCACUUUUUUCAGAUGGUACAUCAAUUAGUAGUAAAGAUUGUUGGAUUUGUUACGAUAGUGACAGACAAGAUGCAGGCCCGUUAAUACAACCUUGCCAGUGUCGCGGCGAUGUAAGCGCAGUUCAUCAUAACUGCUUGCGUCGAUGGUUAGUUGAGAGCUCUGUAAAUGCUGACAGUUUGACAUGUAAAGUGUGUGGUACUCAAUACAAUGUUGAACAUGCAAAUAGAUUGGAUUGGCAAAAUAGCAUGACGUCGCGACACUGUUUGCAAACUAUUGCCAUUGUUACUACGAUGUGUGGGUCAUCAGCUGCUGCUUGGACGCUCAUACAAUUAGUUGAAGGUCCUAUUAUUCGAAUGUUUGCAGCUGGUACUGCAUUGCUAGUGAUGUAUGUUUGUAUAAGGUUUUUAAGUUUGAACACGGUAGUGGCAUAUCAGCGUGCCAAAAUUUCAUCCUUAAAUAUUAUCAGUUCUGAUACUAACGGAACGGCACACGUUUCAACUAUCAGUCACACAGUUUGCGUAGAUCUGGCAAAGUCUGAAACAGCCACGAUUUAAUCAGUACUUGCCCACUUUCUUUUUACUUAUGAGAGUAAUUUACAGAAAAAUUUGGAACGAAAUUCUUAAUGAUUUAAAUAGAUGUAAAUAAUAUACGAAGCGUGUAAAUUAUACACAGAACAUUUUUCUACGAUUCUCCAUAUAACUGUUAAAAUAACUAUUACCGAUAGUUACUUGACGAAUUAUGAAAAAAUGUAUUCUGUGAUAAUUUACUGCUAUUUUAAAGAAAAGAACGAUUGCCAAAUUUUCAAAUUUUCAUACAUUUUUCAACUAGUCUGUUAACAAGUUACCGUAAAUUUAAGAAAUUUUAAUUUUAUUUGCUUUCUUAGUAGCAGAAGAUACAUUUACGUUAUUAACGUUUAUCCUUAAUGGCAAUACGUUUAUCGAUAUAAGAAUUUAUGCUGCUAAGAAGUAGAAGAUUCUUGACUUAUUUGAUCAAUAUCAAUGAUGUGAUAACUUUGGGAGUGUAAUUUCAGGGUCAUACGAAUUUAAUAUUUGACAUUUAAUAUUAAUGUUACUUUUUUAAAGUGUAAAAAAUUACUGAAAUUUUAGAAGGAACAAACAAAAUGUUCGGAAAAAUAAUUUUAUUAUGUAUACAUUACUUAAACGUCACAUAAAAAUGUUUGUGAAUUGUACUAGAAAUCUCUGUGAAUAAUGAAAAUUAUUAAAAGGAGAAUAAACGUUAUGUUAAAUAUGGGAAUGUUGAAAACAUUUAAAGGUAAUAAGCGCAUGAUUUUGUAUCGUUUCUGAAACUACCAUAUUCUCAUAAGUAUAAAAUACUUUUCUGUUAUAAUAAAAUGGAAACCACGGUUAUUUUAUAAUUACUUAUUCAUACGAUUGUUUGUUUUAUUUUAUUUUGAACAUAAAUGUUUUGAAUAUGAUAAAAUAAAUUUGGUUUGUUGUAAUGUACAGUUACAUAAAAUGUGCACUACAUUUAUGGUUGUAGAUCAAAAACAUUGUUGAUAGGAACACAUAUUUCAUGAAUAAUUCAUGGACGCGCCACGCUUUUUAGUAGAUAACAUAGCAUAGAUUAUUUCUGUGGUAUACGAAUUUUGUAUUUGAAAAUACUCGCCUGUCAUAACAUCUAGUUUUGUAGAUUGUAUAUAGUAUUGUAUAACUGAAAAGUGACGUGUUUCUUCUCCUUGGAAGAAAAUGUGCUACAUAAUAUUGUAAUUCAAACAAAUAUUUUUUGCUGCAUUUUUUUUUGUAGAACUACAAAAGCGUCUUAGCUUUAACAUCUAUUACCGUAGUAAGCUUAGAGUAAACACUUAUAUGGUGGUUCCAUUAACGACUACUAAAAAACUACAUUUAUAGUUUAAUGAAGUGUCAAUGAUUAGCUAUUUUAUAUUAGAAACUACUAACAAAAGUAAUAUAAAAUUUGCUUAAUACAAAAAGGUAUGCUAAGAUAGAAUCAUACGACGCGAUAAAAAAUAUCAUUUUCUUGUAACUAUAUUUUUUUAUUAUAAAAUUGGCUGAUGUAGGAAAAUUUAUAUUAAAAAAUGUAAUUAUUUUUCUA